UCUCUCGCUCGCCCCGGGCGCCUCGGGCUCCGCUCUUGCGCGCUCCUGCGUUCCGAGUUCUCCCUCCUUCCCCUGCCGCUAACACACCCCCACUCCUCUUCCUCCCUCCCGCGAAACUCCUCCGAGCCACUGUUCAGUCACCUACCGCCUCCCCACGCGCGCGCGCGUGCACACACAUACACACAUAUCCACACGCGCAGGCACACACACACACACACACACACACACACACACACACACACAUAUCAUGGCCUUUGGAGAGCAAGCCCGCGGUUCCGCCCCGGCCGCCCGCGGCUCCUGCCCGUAGUUGUGACCGGAGGGAGCCCAGGCGAUGUGUUUGAAGAAGCUGACGCAGUUGGUGACGCUCACAGCUUCCUGAUGAGGGACCGGGAACAGCCGCACAUUCACAGUGUUGGGUAACAAGCUCCGCUUUUGGCCGCUUCCCCCGCUCGGGAUUGUUCUAGCAACGCGCCCCGGCGGCUAGUUAGGGAGCCGCGGGCCCGUGUCCAGAGCAUCUGUUCCCAGGGAAUGAAUUGAAAUCCCUGGUAGAAGAGAAAUUUAUGAGUGAGGGGAUACCACAAAGAAUGCUGUGAAGGUGGUAGAAGGACCACCAGAAGUCAGAGGACGAGAGCUGCUUCUGUCUUUCAAAGGAGAUGGGAUGGUGAUCUCUCACCACCCUGUCUUCCAUGGACUCUUCUCACACCAGGAUCCAGAUUGCUGAAGCUGGCCAUGGUGAGGCUGGAUUUGACAUAUAGACAGACCUCCAUCAUGAUCUCCAGUUGUCAGGGCAACGGCAGCAUUCUCUGAAAAAAGUUUCUCCCGGCUCCCAAUGCCAGCAGCGCCCGGCUCUCCCGGCAGUUAAGAUAGUGACUUCUCCGCGAGUUGCCGAUCCAGGUGUCCCCCGAUUUCACCGAGCCCCCGGCAGAGCUGGCCGUGGCUGUGUCCGGCUGGCCCCAGCUGCCCGGAGCAGAGGGGUUUCACUUGGUCCAACAGAAACCUUGACCGUUGCCUUUUCAAGCCACCGGUGCAGAAAAAAUUGCUCAUUUGUGAUGGAGAAAAACAAAACCUCGCCCUAAAUUUAGCCGCAGCCACGCUUUAAGCCCGGAGCCAGGCGGCGAGGGCGAGUGGACUGGUGUGGACGGAGACUCCCCCGGGCAUGAAAAAACAAAACCUCCAAACGGAGUUAUGAACAGCAUCCUUAUGAGAGGAUUGAUUCAUUCAGAUGUCUCAGAAAGCCCACCUAUACAGAGAAACACAGCAGCUCCUGUGAUUCGACUUUGAUUUACGUAGGCUAUUUCUUGUGCAAACUACUCAACAGUAUCAGCUGCUCUUCGAAUGGCUACUCAAAGGAAGCACUUGGUUAAAGACUUCAAUCCUCAUAUUACCUGUUACAUCUGUAAAGGGUACCUUAUCAAGCCAACUACCGUGACAGAGUGUCUCCACACCUUUUGUAAGACUUGCAUAGUCCAACACUUUGAAGAUAGUAAUGAUUGCCCAAAGUGUGGCAAUCAGGUUCAUGAGACAAAUCCAUUAGAAAUGUUACGACUGGACAAUACAUUAGAGGAAAUCAUAUUUAAGCUGGUUCCUGGACUACGAGAACAGGAACUUGAGCGUGAGACAGAAUUUUGGAAGAAAAACAAGCCUCAAGAAAAUGGACAAGACGAAACUUCAAAAGCUGAAAAACCCAAAGUAGAAGAAGGUGAUGAAAAUCAAGAUGAUAAGGACUAUCAUAGAAGUGACCCACAAAUUGCCAUCUGCCUCGAUUGCUUACGUAAUAAUGGGCAAUCAGGGGACAAUGUGGUAAAGGGUUUAAUGAAGAAAUUUAUCCGAUGUUCUACACGUGUGACUGUGGGAACUAUUAAAAAAUUUCUAAGUUUAAAGCUAAAGCUUCCAAGUUCUUAUGAGCUGGAUGUACUAUGCAAUGGUGAAAUUAUGGGGAAGGACCACACUAUGGAAUUCAUCUAUAUGACAAGAUGGCGACUAAGAGGCGAAAAUUUUCGGUGUCUGAACUGCUCAGCUUCGCAAGUCCGCUCACAGGAUGGCCCUUUUUAUCAGUCUUACCCCAUGGUAUUGCAGUAUCGACCAAGAAUUGAUUUUGGUUAAACCAAAGGGCAUAAAUCCCACCGAGAGGAAUCCUGCACUAUUUGUUUACCCAUCGACAGAUUGCACAAUGAAUGGAUGUGUCGGACUAGGGGACACAACUAGAAUUUCAGCAUGCAAAUAAGAACGUUGUCUUUCUUUAAAUUGUCAACUGCAUCUUUGUCAUUUCUAUUGAGAACAAACCAAGUGCCAUUCUGCUACUGAAAUCUCUGCAUAAGAUACCUGUACUGUCCAGCCAUUGCAUUGUAAGUCAUAGCUGAAACCAGUCCAGUGUAUCACCAAGAUUCUAUCUGCUGACUAUUUUGCUCGCCUGUUCCAAGACUGUACUAAUACCAACGUUGAUUACACUAGGAAAUGGCAGUGCUCAGUCUUUGUGGUGUUGCAGUUUUCACAUAUUUGCUACUUUAUUGAUUAUUGUUUAAAAUAAUAGUACUGUAUGAGAACUUAAUGAUUAUAUCUUGGAAUUAUUUUGUAUAGAAAAUAUACUUAGAAAAGUGGUUACAUGCCGCUGUCCUGUUCUUGUUAAAAAGUCCCAUGUGUAAAAGUAGAGUUUCCUCAUGUACAAGAGUCCUUUUUUCGGUGAAUAUUAAUUAUUUUUCAGAUAACAUUAAAACACAGCAUAAUUAUAGUAAUUUUUAGUUGUUUAAAUAGAAUCUACCAGUAGCUCUGGAAAGCCUUUUUUGGUUUCCUGGGUGUAAUUUUGUGUAACAUAUAUAAAAACUAAAGUGAGAUUCAUAAGUAUUCAGGACAUUGGCAGCUGAUCACAUUUACAACGUCAGUGUGUAAGUGAAGUUAUUACUCCCUCCAUAAUGCCUUAUGGACAAGCAGGAGCUGUGAUGUGAAGCUACAUUGUAUUUCCCAUUUUAUAUAUGUCUCCCUAUUUGAUUUUAUUCAAGUUAUAGUACAUUCUGAAAA
Molecule: messenger RNA, 3015 nt
Organism: Phascolarctos cinereus (koala)
Lineage: Eukaryota; Metazoa; Chordata; Mammalia; Diprotodontia; Phascolarctidae
Source: RefSeq, a predicted model, not a curated record